AUGGCCGCCGCUGUCGAUGUCACCCCCGUGUCGCGCUCCGUGAGCCGGCCCCGCUGGGGACACGCCCGGCCGGGAGCGCCGGGGAUCCCCGAGGGGAAUCGGGGCUGGAAAUCUCUGCUCGCCCCGCGCUUUGAGGCCGAGGAGGAUCCGGGGGAGCCCCGAGAGGCGCCGGGGCAGCGGCAGCGGCGGAGGCCGCGCGUUCUGUUCUCGCAGGCUCAGGUGCUGGAGCUGGAGCGGCGCUUCCAGCGGCAGAAAUACCUGUCCGGGCCCGAGCGGGAGCAGCUGGCGGCGCUGCUGCAGCUCAGCCCCACGCAGGUGAAGAUCUGGUUCCAGAACCGGCGCUACAAGAGCAAGCGGCAGCGGCAGGAGCGGCGCCCGGCGCCGGCCGUGCCCGCGCUGCCCCCGCGCACGGUGCCGGUGCCGGUGCUGGUGCGGGAUGGCGAACCCUGCCCGGGGGGCUCCCGGCCCUUCCCGGCUCCCUGGGCAAUCCCGGGCCCUUUUUCCUUCAGUUCCUGCCCCGGCGGCGGCGCUUGCGGGGCGGGGUGCGCGUACCCCGCGGUGUCGCCCGGUGCCACCCCCGGCCGUGCCACCCCCGGCCGUGCCACCCCCGGCGGUGCCACCCCCGGCGGUGCCCAGCGCCAGCGCCCGGCCCUGCCCGCGGCAAUCGGCGCCGGGAGCCGGGGCUGA
Agelaius phoeniceus (red-winged blackbird) is the source of this 687-nucleotide messenger RNA. The record is from RefSeq and is a predicted model, not a curated record. NCBI's taxonomy places the organism in Eukaryota, Metazoa, Chordata, Aves, Passeriformes, Icteridae.